AUGGCCGUUGAAAAAAAUCAAGUCAUUGUUGUUGUUCUUCAUCAACCAACAAGUGCUGUUUUUGAUGUUGUCAACACACUCUACUUAUUAGUAGAAGGUGGACGACAAGCCUUUUUCGGUACUAAAGAUGAAGCUCUACAUUUUUUUACCACUGAGUGUCAUCUCUUAUCUUCGUCACUCGAUGGUUUUAUUGAACAAUUGACUGCACCGCCAGAUAUAGUUACUGAUCAACGUAUCAUUACACAGAAAGUAGCAGCCGAUCAAUAUAUCAAAUCUGGACAGUCAACAUUACUUGAAACAACCAUUAAGCGUCAUUUAGAAUCCGUCGACAAAAACGAUGUAAUAAAUAAAUCGAACGAAAUCGAGCGUGGUUCAUUUGGGCGCCAACUGAAAUGGCUUCUCUGGCGUUCGUUAAUUAGUGUUAAACAUGAUCCGAAGCGAACGACCAAGUUGGUUCUUCGCCUUGUCAUCAUGGCGCUCAUUUUAGGAAAAACAACGUUAAUGAACGUAUUAAGCGGUCAUUAUGGCAAUAAUUUGUUGAUGCCAAGAGGCAAUGUGUAUCUCAAUGGAAUUUUGACAACACAUUCACAACGACAAAAAGCUGGCUCGAUUGGAUAUGUUGAACAACAAGAAUUUUUCAUCGAGACUAUGACACUUGAAGAACAUCUCACCUUUCAAGUAGAACAUAGCUAA
This is a messenger RNA of Rotaria sp. Silwood2, 693 nucleotides long. Lineage: Eukaryota; Metazoa; Rotifera; Eurotatoria; Philodinida; Philodinidae. The record is from the annotation of a GenBank genome assembly.